UUGGUUCCACCAUGGAGAACAGCCCUGACAACGAGUGCUUCCGCUCGAUAAACCACGCCGAGAAGACCUUCAAGAAGAUGGAGACCUUCAUGUACCAGAAGAAGCUGUGCGACGUGACGCUGAUCGCCGGGUCCAGAAGAAUACAGGCACACAGAAUCGUGCUGAGCGUCGUUUCAGACUAUUUUGCCGCCAUGUUCACGAACGAUGUCCGGGAGGCGAACAUGGAAGAGAUCAAAAUGAAGGAUGUGGACCCUGAUGCAUUGUGGGCAUUAGUGCAGUAUGCAUAUACAGGAAAACUGGAACUGAAGGAAGACAACGUUGAGAGUCUGCUGUCCACAGCCAGUAUCCUGCAGCUGUCUGAAGUGGUGGAGGCUUGCUGUGGCUUCCUGAUGAAACAGUUACACCCGUCCAACUGUAUCGGCAUCAGGCAGUUUGCAGACGCCAACGGCUGCAUGGAUCUGUUAAAAGUGGCUCACAAUUUCACUACCGAAAACUUCUGUGAGGUGAUAAAGAACCAGGAGUUCCUGAUGUUACCGUCAGGAGAGGUCGCUAAGCUGUUCUCCAGCGAUGACCUGAACGUUCCCGGGGAGGAGACCAUCUUCCAGGCCCUGCUGCUGUGGGUGAAACAUGAGCCAGACUCCAGGAAAAAGGACCUGGCCAGACUGCUGUGUCAUAUCAGACUCCCCCUCCUCACACCACAGUUCUUAGCUGACCACAUAGAGACCAACAUGUUGAUCCAAGAGCAGCCUGAGUGCCAGAAGCUGCUGAUGGAGGCCAUGAAGUACCACCUCCUCCCAGAGAGGAGACCCAUGAUGCAGAGCCCCAGGACCAAGCCCAGGAAGUCCACUGUUGGAUCGCUCUUCGCUGUCGGUGGGAUGGACUCAACUAAAGGUGCAACCAGUAUAGAGAAAUUUGACCUUCGCACAAACACCUGGACACAGGUGGCCAGUAUGAACGGACGCAGACUGCAGUUUGGUGUGGCAGUCCUAAAGGAAAAACUGUACCUAGUUGGAGGCAGGGAUGGACUGAAAACUUUAAAUACCACGGAAUGUUACAACCCCCAAACCAAACAAUGGACCUCCAUGCCACCGAAUGUCACACACAGACAUGGACUAGGUGUUGCAGUAUUGGAGGGUCCGAUGUACGCGGUAGGCGGCCAUGAUGGCUGGAGUUACCUGAACACGGUAGAGAGGUGGGACCCGCAGGCCCGACAGUGGAACUACGUUGCGCCCAUGUCUACGCCACGGAGUACGGUCGGGGUCGCUGUACAGGGUGGAAAGUUGUAUGCUGUAGGAGGGAGGGAUGGUAGUUCGUGUCUCAGGUCAGUGGAGUGCUAUGACCCCCACACCAACAAGUGGACCAUGUGUGCACCCAUGUCCAAGAGAAGAGGUGGCGUGGGGGUCACCGUGUGCAACGAAUGUCUGUACGCCAUCGGCGGUCACGACGCUCCUGCGAGUAACAGCGGUUCACGCUUCACAGACUGUGUAGAAAGAUAUGAUCCCAAAACUGACACGUGGACGACAGUUGCCCCCCUCAGUGUUCCCAGGGAUGCUGUGGGCGUGUCGUUGCUAGGAGACAGGGUGUAUGCAGUGGGAGGGUAUGACGGGCAGAGUUACCUAAACACAGUAGAGUGCUAUGACCCACAGACCAAUGAGUGGAACCAGGCUGCGCCACUCUGCACGGGGAGGGCAGGGGCGUGUUUGGUGCAGUGCAAGAUCACAUGACUAGUCGUGAAACGAUCAUGUUCCAAACACAUGAUCAAGAAGAAAUCUCUCAUCGCCUCAAUACUGACCAAUGGGCAGCCAAGCAGCCUCUGACUGCGCCAUAGCUUUAUUUUCCAUCGGACCAUACCAUUAAAACAUGAAUGGGGAUAUAGCUUAUUCCAGGACGCUUUCGUGACAGAAUGAGUGAAAGAUGAUGAGUGGUUUUUACUGAUGUAAAUAUCAACUGACGUGUACAGUAUUGAUUUAAGUCUCUUCAAGAUCAGGAAAUUUGAAACUGCUGUUGCAAUUUCACCACUCUGUGGUGAGCUGAAGAAUUUUGUACAGUUUGCUGUAGAUGGACACAACUGUGAAGGAACUACCCUGAGUGAGAAUGGAAUAACCCAAUCCUUAUUUGGGUUUGAUGUUGCACAAUCCAGAGGGAAGCCCUAAGGACAUUCCAAAUAACUAGUUAUGUAUACAGUCUGUAUAUUUUCUCUGUCUGACCAUCUUCUCAGAAACAAAGUAUGCAAAUGUGAAACUACGCAAGUGUUCUGUACAUGUACUAUGUGGUGUAUACUCCUUGUCAAACUUGAACUGCAAUAAUAUGUGCCAAAAUCUGAGCUUCUGUCCUAUGCUUCACAUGGUUGGAUGGUUUUGAAUGAGAUGUUAACUUUUCUUACAUGUAAAUAUAUAUCAUGUUUCUUGUCUCUGCCUAAAACCUGGGAAAGACUUAGGGAAACAUUUUUGGUAUUUUACAAUUGUUACACUGGUAUUGCAGUGACAACAGGUUACCGUUGCCUUUCUUACCCUUGUCCUGCUGCUGCACCCAUACAGUAUGUCUACAGGUUAUACAUACGGCCGAUACGGGAUGCCUGUAUGUGGAUACCACAUACAUAUAUGGGUAUUUGACACUUACGGUAGUCAUAUCAUACUGAAGCCAAACCCACCAACGUGGAGGCAAUUCUGCAGCAGCAGUGUAGAGAAGUUUAAUGAUCUGAUUAAAGAGUCAGCACUGCAAAGAUGUAUUCGUGAAAAAUAAUUCCAGCAGGACAAGGGUUGAGAUGCUGCAAAUGUCACAGUAUAUUAUUUCACUGCAAUUAUCAUCCAUUUAUGACAGUCAUAUUUUUCUAGCAGUCAUUCAUGAUAUCUGCUCUGUUGACAAAACAACUGUCCUAACAUGUAUGUCCUUGAUGGGAAAGUCAGAGUGACAACAUGAUUUUGUUGCAAUUUGGGAUUGUUUCAAGUUUGACAAGACUUGAAAGUGUCUGUAGAAAUAUGGUGAGUUAGAACACACAUGUCAAGCUUGUGACCAUUUUUCUUUCCCUGUCCCUUUUCUUUUGAGAAUACUCACACUUUAAGCAAUAGCUAUAUAGAUUAAGAAUAUCUACUGAAAUGCUAUAUAUGCAGACGAUGACUGUUAUACAUGUCCUAUCAUACAUGUACCUGUGUCAUAUAGAACAUGCAGAAAGUUCUCAUUAAGAUGUGCAGAGAUUGUUGUAUUACUUGUACAUUGCGAACAGUCAUAGGGGAUAGCACAUUAAGAAUGGGGCAGAACAGAUGUUAACAAAGUGUGGCAUUUCCUUUCGAUUCUGAUCUACGCUUCAAGUUUCUGUGAAGAGGAAAAUUUUGGAUUGCCAUUUUGAAUGUAAGAAAUGCCUUGCUCAUAUUACUGAAUGUAACCAAGACAUUAUCUAACGGUGCAAUGUAUAAGAACUACGUACAUGUAUAGCAAAAUAAUGUACCAUAUCAAGAGAAAAUUCAAAUACACACACAGCAAAACGGGGAGGUGUGCUGGGAUCUCAGUUUGUGUUGAAGCUUGCACAGUGCCUAACUCAACAAUGUAGUCAGGUACAUGUUGUGUAUAGUUAUCCAACUCUGUUAUACAGAGAAGUGACAUCCAUAGAAAUGCAGCAGAUUCUGAUGAAUUGUCAGCUUCUAUAGUCUGAAAUCCUAACAUUCAAAUCUGUGCUUUGAUAUUUCUGGUGCUGUGAAGAUCCUCUUAUGGUGGUGUGUGUGAAAUGCCUGUAUUAUAAGUAGCUUGUUUGCCUGUAAUUGUGGCUGGGAUGAUUUCUUGUAUUGUACAGGCCCAUCAAUGGUGUAGAAGGUAGACUCCACAGCAGCUGGAUAGCACUUCAAGUUGUGAGCCAGGGGGUUGGGUGCAUAAUAGAAACAGGAGAAUAUUAAUCUAAGAGAGUUAACUUAUGAUGCAGUGGAAGAGGCUGUAACAGUGUAUAAAUAUUCUUAUUGAAAAACAAGAUGCAAAUUUGUACCAUGUCAGGUUGUAUAUGCAAUAUCUGCAAUAUCUCGUCAUACCUUGUAAGUAAUUUAAGCAGAACUUUUUAAUCACCUUGUUCUUGUUAAUAACUUUUUGUAUACAAUCAAGCUGUGUAAUGUCAGCAUUCAGGACCAUACAAUGGUAUAUUUAUGAAUAACAUCAUAUGUGGAAACUGUGUGAUUGUCAUUAGUACAUGACUGUAUAUAUAUAUGAAAUGGUGUGAAACUAUAGCAGGAAAGAUAGCAUUUCUACCAGUCAGACAGUAUUGUGUCAUCUUGUGAAUUAUGGCAAUUCAAAAGUGACCCUGCAGUUUUGAAAGUUAGAUAUGGACUCUCAUAUGUGAUUCUCAGUGGACCCAACAUACAGUAGAUAUUAAGAUGUAUGGUGAAAAUACGUAUUCUUUUAAUUGCACAAGUUUAUCUUAUCUGGUAUACUGGGUGUCUUGUUUCCUUUCAGUUUUCUUUCGAAGGCUUAUCUGUUUUCCUAGCAUUUUUCUGAAAUAUAUCAAAAUGUAACAAAGAUCUUCAAAAGCUGCCAAAGCUUUAAGACAUACACCAAUGUACACCAAUGAACCAUAUCCUUGUUCUUUGUUUUUAUAAAACACCCAGGACACAAACCAUUUAAGAUUAAUUUAGGUGUCCUUCCUCAACAAGCCAAGCUUAUAGACAUGUCAGCCAUUGUUUUAUUAGUAUGGUGUUUCUAACCAACUACAAGGAGAGGAGCUGAACUUGUUUUGGUAAUAUUUUUUUAUUCAAUGCAAACAAGUAUGUACAAAUACAAAUACAGGAAAUCAUUGUAUGGUUUGAAGUACAUGCUGGUAUCAUGAUGGUUUUGGACCAAGCAUUUUCUGGAUAUUUAGUUCAGCUCUCUCCUCCAUGUAUGUACAAGCCAUUGUCUUCAUCUAUACCGAGACAGGGAUUCAGACUUUUGACACUGCAUGCAGGUUUCUUGUACACGUCCUGUAACGUCUUAUGGUGGAGAAAUAAAAACUCAGACUGUA
Branchiostoma floridae (Florida lancelet) is the source of this 4978-nucleotide messenger RNA. RefSeq names its product kelch-like protein 5. The coding region runs from base 12 to 1724 and encodes 570 amino acids. The transcript is spliced from 9 exons. The record is from RefSeq and is a predicted model, not a curated record. NCBI's taxonomy places the organism in Eukaryota, Metazoa, Chordata, Leptocardii, Amphioxiformes, Branchiostomatidae. Gene Ontology annotation, molecular function: protein binding.